ACAGUACACUUCGUUUCACUCCGUUCUUGGUACUUUUGAAAAUUUUAAUGUCACUACCGAUAAAAUGGUUCAUACCGAGUUAAUGAUCACAGAAAAACCUUCGUUGGCUAAAUCAUUGGUGAAGGCUUUAGCACCCUAUGGAAAGAAAAUCAACGAACAAUACAAACGAGGAUUGCCUAUUUAUAGUUUUACUCGCGAGUAUCGUGGUUCUAGACAUGUUGUCAAAUUUAUUUCUACUACAGGAAGAUACCAAGAUUGGAAUACUGACCCGGCAAAAUUAUUUACUACGCCUUUAGAAAAUCAAGAAGCUUCAAGUGGAAAUGUUUUUGAGAAUUUAAAAGAUGAACUUGAAGGCAACGAAGGGGAAUAUACGAUUUUCCAAAUAAUUGAUCUAAUUGAUGAAAUGAAAAAAACGAAAACCCUACCUACCAAUUUCUUACGUGCAAAGUUUUCUGAAAUUACUAGAUCAAAAAUACAGGAAGCAUAUGAAAAUUUGGUUUUACCAAAUAAAAAUGAAUCCUUAUCUGUACAAGCACUUAAAGAAUUUGAUCUUAGAGAAAGUCUCAUCACUAGAAUUUUCUUAUAUUAUUUUAACGGGAAACAUGGAAAUCCCAAUUUUCAUACAAUUUCUUACGGACCCUGUCAGAUACCUGCACUUUCUUUCUGUGUGGAUCGAAAUGACGAAAUUCAAAGAUUUAUUUCUCAACCUUGUUGGGAUUUGUCAAUUACUGUUGCUAAGCGAAAUGGCCGUAAAGUAAUUCUUAACUGGAAGAAAAAUGAAAAAAACAUUGAUGAUAUUACAAUGCUACAAUUACAAAAUAGAAUUAAAAAAUGUAAAAAAGCAAGAGUAAAACAUUUUUAUAAAACAAUAACUACAAAACAUAGACCUGACGCUUUAAACAUGGUUGAGAUGCUUGAAUAUUGUUCGUUGGAACUUGGCAUUGGGCCUUAUGCGGCUAUGUCCAUAGCAGAAAAACUAUAUGAAAAAGGCUAUAUUACAAAUCCGCGUACUAAUACAACUAUUUAUUCUAAGAAUUUCGAUUUCGAUUCAAGACUAGAAUCUUUGUCAGGUCAUAAUGAAUGGGGUUCAUACACUAAAGAGCUGCUGAAAAAUAAGCUUAAUAGACCAACAGGACACACAAUUGAAGGCAUAGUACCUGUGAAGUUAGCGCGUGCUGCUGACUUAAGUGAGGAACAGCAAAAACUUUACAACUAUAUAACUCGGCAUUUUCUUGGUUCUUUGAGUUCCGAUAUAGAAUUAGAAGAGAAACUCAUCAUUGUAGAGAUUGAAGAUGAAUCAUUCGAGUGGUUGAGAGUAUUAAAACCCGGUUUCACUAAGAUUAUGGAUUGGAGAAAAAUUGAUGAAGUGAUUCUAUCAGAUUUUAAAGAACAUGAAGUUAUCAAUAUUAUUAGCGUUGAAUUAAUUGAGGAGAAAAAAAGACCACCGGAAUACCUAAAAGAAAGCGAAUUGAUUAAAUUGAUGGGUAAAUGCAAUAUAGGAACACAACAUUCCAUACCAACUCAUAUUGAAAAUAUAUGCAAGCGAAAUUAUGUUAUGGUUCAAGGUGCCAACCGUUAUUUGGUUCCGACUGAUUUGGAAAAAAUUGAUCCAGAUUUGUCUGAUCCUAAAGAGCGAAAUAAGAUUGAAUUGAAAUUGAGAUCUAUUGCAAAUGGUGCAGACUAUAAGGAAGUCUUGAAGCCUAUACUAAAAUCAUAUGCUAACAAAUUCAAAACCUUUAGAAAACAGAUUGCGACAAUGGACAAAUUGAUUAAAGUGACAUUAUCAUCAUAUGCAACUUCUGAAAAAAUUCUUUCAGAAUGCGUUAAAUGCCAAAAGAAAAAUAAAACUUGGCCCACAUACUUGGAGUGUUCAGCUUGCAAAAAGGUUUAUUCGCAUCCAUAUAUGAAGCAUAUUGAGCCUAUUGAUGGUAGAAAAGUAGAAAUCUCUACUAGUCCUGCAAAUACUGUCUAUUCAUUAUGCGUAUAUUGCCUUUAUCCCCCGAAAAUUAAUGAAUUAGAAGGUUUGGUAAAGUAUUGCGAUCAUAAUCCAUGCAUACAUUCAUUAAUUAAUAAUGGAGUAUGUAAAUGUCCAAUGGAAUGUGGAGGCCAGAUUGUUUUAGAUACAACAUCAUCAGGAUUAGAUUUGUCAUAUUUGUCAACCCAUCAUAGGCCAAACAAUCAUGAUAGAUGGGGUCUCCGUUUGUCAGGAAAACCUUUACUCAAAUGGAAAUUAUCUUGUGAAAAUAAUAAUUGUUUUGAAAUAUUAUUUUUAGAUGAUGUUAUAGGUGUUUCUAUAUUGAACGGUAAAUUUUGCGAUAACGAAGAUUGUAUCUCACAACUCUUAAGGUUGGAAACUUCUAAACAAGAAAGUUUAGAAGGUUGUAUUUUAUGUGAUGAACACAUUUAUCCAUUAUAUGUAAAAAUUACCACAUUAACGAACGAAGAUGAAGAAUUUACUAAGAUUUGUACAAAAGCAAAUUGCUCUUCACGAAAGAUAAAG
Cetraspora pellucida is the source of this 2500-nucleotide messenger RNA. The record is from the annotation of a GenBank genome assembly. NCBI's taxonomy places the organism in Eukaryota, Fungi, Glomeromycota, Glomeromycetes, Diversisporales, Gigasporaceae.